Molecule: messenger RNA, 2666 nt
Organism: Hermetia illucens (black soldier fly)
Lineage: Eukaryota; Metazoa; Arthropoda; Insecta; Diptera; Stratiomyidae
Gene: Caper
Product: RNA-binding protein 39
Exons: 6
Coding region: 255-2021 (588 amino acids)
Biological process (GO): mRNA processing
Cellular component (GO): nucleus
Molecular function (GO): RNA binding
Source: RefSeq, a predicted model, not a curated record
AUUUUACUCAGGAGAGAUUAAAUGUAAUGGCGUUAAGUGGACGUGUUUUCCGUCGCGAGGUUGAUAACUAGUUUCCGUGCAGUCGAGUGCAGUUGUGUCGAAAUUCGAGAAACGUGUCGCGAACGCACAAAACUCUGCUCCAAGUAGUGCUCUAAAACGUUUCUAUAGCCACAUUGGCAAAAAAUUGGAAAAUCUGACAAUUGGAGGUUUUCAAUUCAGAGAGGCGAGUUCAGAAGCGAGCAGCUCGGGCAAUCAUGGCGGAAGAAGAUUGGGACGACGUAGAGGCCAUGUUGGAGGCGCCGUACAGAAAAGACACUGAUGGCGAUAAAUCAUCCCCAGGACAACAUAAUCACGAGUCGAGAUCUAAGGAGAAUGGGCGAAAGCAAUAUUCAAGAAGUCGAUCGAAAGAGCGAUCCGCAUCCAGAGAUCGUGGGAAGGAAAAUGAUUAUUAUCGCAACGAUCGUGCAAAAGCACAUGGACCAUCUAGGGAUCGUGAUCGUGAACGAGUCGAGCGCGAACAAGGACGAUAUCGCGAAAAAGAUCCUCGAAAAUCGAGAGAUGGUGACCGUGGUGAUCGCGCUGAUCGUGGCGAGCGUGAACAUGAUCGGGAGCGUGAGCGAGAUCGCGAACGUGAUCGACGUCGAAGCAAGUCGCGUGAUCGAAGACGUAGUCGGUCGCGAGACAAACGACGCAGUCGGUCACGAGACAAGCGUCGCAGUCGUUCACGAGACAGACGUAGAAGUCCGCCGCGUGACAGGAGGCGCAGCCGAUCGAAGGAGCGUCGAGAGAGGUCGGUAGAACGGAAACGAGAGAAGGUUCGCGAGCCUAAACGCAGCCGAUCUAGAGAUAGAAGACGUCGCAGCCCUUCGCCGCGCCCAUUCAGACGGGGCCGAACACCACCAAAUGGUUUGGGAGAUCGAUCUCCACCAGAAGACUUAAGCCCGGAGGAGCGUGACGCUCGAACGGUAUUCUGUAUGCAGCUUUCACAAAGGAUACGGGCUAGAGAUCUUGAAGAGUUCUUCUCUAGUGUGGGCAAGGUGCGGGAUGUUAGGCUCAUCACUUGUAACAAGACAAAACGAUUCAAGGGAAUCGCAUAUAUUGAAUUCAAAGACCCCGAAUCGGUAGCAUUAGCUUUAGGACUGUCCGGUCAAAGACUUCUGGGAAUUCCAAUUUCAGUCCAGCAUACACAGGCAGAGAAAAAUCGAAUGGCCAAUAGCGUCCCCACAUUCACACCAAAAAAUCACACUGGCCCUAUGCGUUUGUACGUUGGCUCAUUGCAUUUUAAUAUUACUGAAGAUAUGCUACGUGGAAUAUUUGAGCCUUUCGGAAAGAUAGACAACAUCCAGUUGAUUAUGGACCAGGAAACAGGACGAUCGAAAGGCUAUGGGUUUAUAACGUACCACAAUGCAGAUGAUGCGAAAAAAGCGCUUGAACAGCUCAAUGGCUUCGAACUCGCUGGCCGUCCAAUGAAAGUAGGCAACGUGACGGAGCGGCUUGAUAUGAAUACGACGUCGUUGGAUACAGACGAAAUGGAUCGUAGUGGAAUUGAUCUAGGAGCGACGGGACGACUGCAGUUGAUGUUUAAACUUGCUGAAGGUGCUGGGUUGGCUGUGCCGCAAGCAGCGGCCAAUGCUCUCCUCGCAACUGCACCUCAACCUGCUCCAGUUCAACAACCACAGCCAGCUCCAACUAUUGCCACACAAUGUUUCAUGCUCUCAAAUAUGUUCGACCCUGCAACCGAGUCCAAUCCCAACUGGGACACUGAAAUCGAAGAUGAUGUGAUUGAUGAAUGUAAAAAGCACGGGGGCAUUCUCCACGUGUAUGUAGACAAAGAAUCACAAGGAAAUGUGUAUGUGAAAUGUCCUAGUAUUGCGACGGCCGUUCUGGCAGUGAAUGCUCUGCAUGGACGAUGGUUCGCUGGUCGAGUCAUCACAGCUGCUUAUGUUCCGUUGGUCAAUUAUCAUACACUGUUCCCCGAUGCAGCGACAGCUACCAGUUUGUUAAAUACAACGAGGAAAUAGUUAUAUUCUGGGAAGUAGAGGUGGAGGGGAAUCGUCGAUUUCGCGGUGACUUCAUUUCAUCUUGUACGUCCAACUGGGGAUGAUUCCUGUCUUUCUUUUGUUAUAUAAAACUUUAAUAUAGAUUUCUCGCACUUUACUAGUUUUUAAAAAACUGUGGUUCUAAAUUGUGCAUCACGCGAGGACUAAAAUAAUGAAUACACAUAUGAUGUAUAACUCACACACGGACUGAUUACUCUCACUGCGUUCUCAAGCACUGGAAGAUUCCUAUAAAAUUUUAAGGCUGUCGUGAAUCAUAGUUCAUCAAUAGUUGUCGUUCAAUACAUGUUUUAGGGGAAACGCAGAUAAAUCCAUGGAAAAACAAUAGAGCAUUCGCGCCAUCGAAGCAAUUCAGUUCAGUGAGUGUAACUUAUGAAGGAACUCUUUGAGUUUAGCCCCAACAUUUAUGUAAACAUUCAAACAGAAUUAAUAUAUAUACAUACAUAUAUUGUAGAAUGGAUAUAGCCGUUUUUUAAAAAUUAAUCUAAUUAGACUUAAGCUAUUGUGUAUAACUUUUUUCACAUCAUUUCUUUCAGUUUAUACGGAAUUGUUAGUUUACAAAAUCUAUUCAUUUUUCGUCUAACAAAAAAUUGAGUUUUUAAAAUCGGG